Messenger RNA from Phalaenopsis equestris, 645 nucleotides. Its product is annotated as AT-hook motif nuclear-localized protein 17-like. Gene Ontology annotation, cellular component: nucleus. Gene Ontology annotation, molecular function: minor groove of adenine-thymine-rich DNA binding; DNA-binding transcription factor activity. The annotation marks the transcript as partial. Lineage: Eukaryota; Viridiplantae; Streptophyta; Magnoliopsida; Asparagales; Orchidaceae. The transcript has a single exon. The record is from RefSeq and is a predicted model, not a curated record.
UGCAAGCGGGGCCGCCCUCCUGGCUUGAAGAACAAGCUUAAGCGUCCGGCGGCCAACAGCACCCCAUACGCCGCACUCCAAACCCACGUGCUUCAAAUUCCCCCCAGCGGCGACGUAGCAGAAUCCAUUGCUGCCUUUGCUCGUGGCUGCCCCGCUUUGGGAGUAUGCCUUCUCUCAGCCUCCGGCCCUAUUGCGACGGCCGUGUUGAGGGAGGUGUCACCUAAUCCUUCAACCCUCACGUUCCAAGGAAGCUUUGAUCUGCUUUCAAUUACGGCCACUUUUCUUCCCAGAGGAGGCAUAAGAAGUUUGGCCGUGAUUUUGGCGAGGCCAAAGGGGCAGGUUUUGGGUGGGGUGGUGGCCGAACAAUUGGUCGCAGCGUGCACUGUCGUUGUGGUAGCUGCCACCUUCGCAUCGCCGGCGUCCCACCGCAUGGAUAAAAUAGAUAUUACCCUGAAGAAGAGUAUGUUGCCCGUUGUCGAAAAUAAGGAACGAGAUAUGUUGCACAAGUGUUUGGCGGAAGUUGAAUGUGAUCUUGGCCUGCACGAUUUUGGCAGAUAUGUUGCAUUCGAUGCGUUUGGAUCUUUUGAUGUGUUAUGUUUAAUUGUAGAGAAUAUAAUCAAUAUUCAGUUUGCAUGCUUGUUAUAA